Molecule: messenger RNA, 2244 nt
Organism: Bombina bombina (fire-bellied toad)
Lineage: Eukaryota; Metazoa; Chordata; Amphibia; Anura; Bombinatoridae
Exons: 2
Coding region: 690-1421 (243 amino acids)
Biological process (GO): cell communication
Cellular component (GO): connexin complex
Source: RefSeq, a predicted model, not a curated record
UGUCAUUUUGUAAUCUGUGCACAGCUCUGUCAUUUUGUAAUCUGUGCACAGCUCUGUCAAGUUCUGAUCUGUGGAGCUGACACUCUAAUCUGCACACAGCACUCUCAACUUCUGAUCUGUGGAGCUGACACUCUAAUCUGCACACAGCACUCUCAACUUCUGAUCUGUGGAGAUGACACUCUAAUCUGCACACAGCGCUCUCAACUUCUGAUCGGAGGAGUUGACACUCUAAUCUGCACACGGCUCGUCAAAUUCUGAUCUGUAGAGCUGGCACUCUAAUCUGCACACAACGCUCUCAAGUUCUGAUCUUUGGAGCUGAAACUCUAACCUGCACACAGCGCUCUCAAGUUCUGAUCUGUGAAGCUGAUAUUCUAAUCUGCACACAGCGCUCUCAAGUUCUGAUCUGUGGAGCUGACACUCUAAUCUGCACACAGCGCUCUCAAGUUCUGAUCUGUGGAGCUGACACUCUAAUCUGCACACAGCUCUCUUUAGUUCUGGCCUGCAGAGCUGACACUUUAAUCUACACACAGCGCUCUCUGAAUCAGUCUCUAACUGCAGACAGCACUUUAGGACUUUGGCCUGAAGAGCUGAAACUCUAAGAACUGCGUGACCCUGCCUGCAAAGAGAAUUCGUUUGAUUGAUUAACCCAUCUUUAUAUUUGUUAUUUCUCUGUGACUCUCGGACAAGCGAUGGCGAUGGUCACAGGCCUCAUUCCAAUUCUCCGUACAGCUCUGGAGGCCACAACAGACUACACUGGAAGGACCAUGUGGUUUGGUUUUGCUGUUGUCAGGCUACUUGCCCUCUAUGUGUCCGAGCUACCAUGGGGUAAACUAGACCAGGAUUUUGAUUGUCGUGGAAAUGACACCUCAGAUUUUUGUCGGAAGUCCUGUUUCAGUAGACACUUUAAUGUCCCAGUGGUCUCACUGUGGAAUGCCUGUUAUGUUUAUUUUGUGGCUUCUGUACUCCUCAUGGAACUCUUUACUUCCCAGCUCAGGCACAAUCUAAUGAAGGCAGCCACGAGAAAGAAAAACGUCCAGGGUGAGGCGACACUAACAGGAGCAUGGUCUACAGAACUUGCUCACAAGGACUUGAUUUUAGACUUCCACCAUCAGAAGAUACUUCUUUUACUCUACUUAGGUUGUAUCUUCCUACGAUUGAUGGGAGAAUUGAUUUUCCUCUACUUUCUGCUCUAUUGGCAUCUGCCGCUGGUAUCUGAUGGUCCGUUCUUUUGUGACACAGACCUGUGCCCAGGGCCCAUCACAUGCCUGUUAAGAUUCCCAGCGGAAAAGAGAAUGUCUCUUUAUCUUCUGGGUUCUCUAUCUCUGACUCUGUCUUUAGUGUGUAUUAUUUUUGGACUCUACAGUGGAUGCCACUAUCUAUCCAUAAAGCGCUGUCACCAAGAGGCACCAGUAUCAUUAUGACAUAAAACUGAAAUCCAUGUAACAUAGUUACAUGACAUCUAGUGUAGCUAUAAGAACGGUCAAUGUUUACAUGAAGUUAUACCACUAUGGCCAUUUUUUUAAAUUAACCUCUUACUAACUAGAGAGGACUGCAAAACAUUGUGUGGUCAUGUCUGGCAGCCAAUGGGAUACAUUUGUGCUCACUCCUGUGGAGUUACAAAUGAGUCAGCACUGAUUGGCUAAAAUGCAUGUCUAUCAAAAGAAAUUAAAUAUAGAGGAUGUCUGUAGAGGCUUAGUAAUCACAGAGGUAAAAAGUAUAUUAAUAUAAUGGUGUUGGUUGUGCAAAACUGGGGAAUGGGUAAUAAAGGGAUUAUUUAUCUUUUUAACAAUAAAAAAUCUGGAGUAGAUCGCCCCUUUAAAUUCAAACAUGGCAGCGCUCAUUACUUUAUAAAAACUCAGUGGAGUUUAGAAAACCAACAGUUUUCAGAGGUAAUUUACAGGAAAAGGGGACAAAGUAAAUAACUAAAGUAUGCUGAAAAGUGUUUUUAACUUUAUAGAAACAAAAGUACUUAGUUAAACUGUUAAUUCCUAGUGUGUAGAUGCUAUACCAUCUCAUAACCCUAUUUAUACACUAAACAUCGCUGCACAAUGUGAAAACUCAUAUACUCACAUCACUGUAUAGAUACAGCUUUAAAACUUUGGAAUUGGGAACCAAUUUCAUGUGAAAAUUUGCACCUAAAUAUGUUUUGUAUUAUUUAUUUUUUUUAAACACAAAAUUAUUGAAACCAUAAAAUGCUUAAAGGGAUUUGGAAGUCAAAAUUAAACUUUCAUGAUUCAGACAGUA